GCAUCAGCUGAGCUGCUGAAUUCAGGAACCCCCUCAUCCAGACCACAACCAUGGCCACCUCGGCAAGCUCCCAACUCAGCAAAGCCAUUAAGCAUAUGUACAUGAAGCUGCCGCAGGGAGAGAAGGUCCAAGCCAUGUACAUCUGGAUUGAUGGGACAGGGGAGCACCUCCGCUGCAAAACCCGCACGCUGGACCAUGAGCCCAAGAGCCUUGAAGAUCUCCCUGAGUGGAAUUUUGAUGGCUCCAGCACCUUCCAGGCUGAAGGCUCCAACAGUGACAUGUACCUGCGACCUGCUGCCAUGUUUCGGGACCCUUUUCGCAAGGAUCCAAAUAAACUAGUUCUCUGUGAGGUCUUCAAGUACAACCGGCAGUCUGCAGAGUCAAAUCUCCGACACACCUGCAGACGAAUUAUGGAUAUGGUAUCCAACCAGCAUCCCUGGUUUGGGAUGGAGCAAGAGUACACUCUUCUGGGGACAGAUGGACAUCCAUUUGGAUGGCCUUCCAAUGGCUUCCCUGGACCCCAAGGUCCAUACUACUGUGGUGUAGGGGCAGAUAAAGCCUAUGGCAGAGACAUUGUGGAGGCCCACUACCGAGCGUGCCUUUAUGCUGGUGUUAAAAUUGGAGGAACCAAUGCAGAAGUGAUGCCAGCCCAGUGGGAGUUCCAGGUGGGACCAUGUGAAGGGAUUGAGAUGGGGGAUCACCUCUGGAUUGCACGCUUCAUCCUCCAUCGGGUGUGUGAAGACUUCGGUGUUGUUGUGUCUUUCGAUCCCAAACCCAUCCCUGGGAACUGGAACGGUGCUGGCUGUCAUACCAACUUCAGCACCAAGAGCAUGAGGGAAGAAGGAGGUCUCAAGUACAUUGAAGAGGCCAUUGAGAAGCUGAGCAAGCGUCACCAGUACCACAUCCGUGCCUACGACCCCAAAGGGGGGCUCGACAAUGCCAGGCGCCUGACUGGUUUCCACGAGACAUCCAACAUCCAUGAGUUCUCCGCUGGCGUGGCCAAUCGCGGUGCCAGCAUCCGUAUCCCCAGGAAUGUGGGCCAGGAGAAGAAGGGCUACUUUGAGGACCGUCGACCCUCUGCCAACUGUGAUCCUUACGCUGUGACAGAGGCCCUCAUCCGCACAUGUCUCCUCAACGAAACUGGAGAUGAGCCUUUUGAGUACAAAAACUAAGCAGACUGCGCCCAUAGGCAUCACCUCCCCUCCACACUUCCCACUCCCCUAAACUUCCCUUCUAGGUGUAAUCCCAAGGGUACAGGAUAACACAUUUUGUGUCUCAGUAACUCUUGUUGUCUUGAGGUAGGGAGGAGGGCAAAUUUAGUUAUAUCAAUUUCUGCUUGUCGUUGACUCUUCAGAAGACAAGGAGAGGAUGUUAGAGAAGUUUUAACCACUGUUUUAUUUUUUGUCUAAUUCAUGUGAACAUCUUGCGAGAUCCAGUGGCUUCCAGGAACAGACUACACAGGCAAAAAGCUGGUAGGUGAGUGGAAAGCUUAAAACUACAGUUGACUUCCCCAAGGAUCAAAUUUGGCUUGUUGCCUCCGCUGCUGGCUCUCUGCAGACUAAUGGUUCUCUAAGGUUGGUUCCAUUCUGUAGAGAAGGGAAGACAGGAGCUAUGAUGUAGCCCUAUGUGCUCCUAGCUGUAUUGUGUGAUGGGGAGAUCUUCACCCUCUAGUUGCUCUGAGGUUCCAGGUAAUUGUCUGGCACAUUGAGCUACGCACAGGAGUGGUUCUGUCACUGCAAGUCACCUGAUCUCUGUCUCAUAACACAGAGUGAAGUAGUAUUUUUAUAUUUAAAUAUAAAAACGACAAAAAAAUUAUAUAUAAAGUGUUUCUUUAAAAAAAUACAAAAUAGAUGGCUUACCCAGUUGGAGCAGGCAGAGCUGCUGUGGAUGUGGUCAGAGGGCCACCAGGUGGGACUGAGGGUGAGAUGAGUGGAUGAGACUUGGAUGAGAUUUGUUUCGGCAUGGAUUGGAAUUUGCAAGAGGUAGUUCCCAGACUCUGGAAGCCCGUAACUAGAGCAGCUGCAGUGUGCUCAUUAGCGUGUAGAUCAACAGGAGGAAAGUUGUCUUGAACUGAGAGCUGACCAGUCGACUGCAUUCUGGUCAGAGCUGUGGAUGUUUUACCUUUCCAGCAGGGUUAGCAUGUCACUAAAGCAGGGCUUUUGAUAAAGGAAAAAAAAAAGUUUCAGAUACUACUUUUUUUUUUUUUUUUAAUUUCCCAAGGUUCUUAGUUUCUAAAGCUGAGUGGUUUUACCGAGACCAUUAAUGUCACUGUUGUGUCUUGGCUGCUGGGCUGCCUGCUUUCCAGCUGUGAUGGGGGCUAGGAGAAGAGAGAGGCCACCUGUCCCUCCUGGCCAGCCCAGGCACCUCCCAGCUUGUGCUGGUGAGUUCAGAUGUCCCAGAAUUUUACAUUCGGGUAUCUUAGAUGGUGCCAUUUCUAUUCUGUUGCAUUUGGAUUUCUGCUGAAUAGUUGUUAGUUUUUUUGGGGGUUGUUUUUUUUUUUUUUUUUACAAUAAAAAACAAAAUCUUAAUUCUGACUUGUGCAUCAUUCUUGUGAUUCAGCCUGGCAGCUGCCUUUGUAUGCAUGUUGCCUUCACUGUUUGAAGGGAAUUUGACCCUGAUAGUGGGUAGGCUUUGGCUUUCAUUUGUGGGGUGGGUUUUUUGGGCAGUGGUCUUGCAAUCUGUGUGUGCUCCCCAGAAAAUGGGGUUUUGUAGGUGAUGGUUGUUUCUCCAGCUGUGACUGGAGUGGGCUUUUCUUGGUGUGGGAAAGGGACUGAGCUUGUGACCAUCCAUAGAGAGGGUUAUGGGAUAAGUAUGGGCGUUUGUGAAUCUUUCCAGCCUCCUCCAUACAAGUUCUACAGGAUUUAGAAAUCCCACAGAAAACAAAAUUCCAGCAAACCACAAAAAAAAGGGUUUGUGGAAGAGGACCCUUUCCCGCUCUCCCUAUGGAGAAAAUGCUGCUCCAUAAACAACAUUGUGC
Molecule: messenger RNA, 2977 nt
Organism: Pezoporus flaviventris
Lineage: Eukaryota; Metazoa; Chordata; Aves; Psittaciformes; Psittacidae
Gene: GLUL
Product: glutamate-ammonia ligase
Exons: 7
Coding region: 51-1172 (373 amino acids)
Cellular component (GO): cytoplasm
Molecular function (GO): glutamine synthetase activity
Source: RefSeq, a predicted model, not a curated record